This is a messenger RNA of Lodderomyces beijingensis, 1209 nucleotides long. NCBI's taxonomy places the organism in Eukaryota, Fungi, Ascomycota, Pichiomycetes, Serinales, Debaryomycetaceae. The record is from the annotation of a GenBank genome assembly.
AUGUCGGCCAAUUUGCAAACAAAACUAGAUAACUCGCUUAAUGACAUAUUAAAGACAGCUGGGUUCAUCUUUGAGAUCAUCAACAAUAACCAGAAACAAAGCAAAUUCAUUACGGGGCCCAACAAUCAGUUGAUCCAGCCAACGAUUGUCCAGCAGUUGCACAAUCACAUCUCCAGGUUUGACGCGAUUCUCGACGAGACAAUCUUCAAGUUCAACGACGCCAAAUGGUGCAUCGACACCAUGAUUGAAAACAAGCAGCGGCAGGAAGAGAUAAAGGUCAAGGAGGAGCUCGAGCGACAACGGCGCGAGGCGGAAGCCAAGCGUUUGCGGGAGGAAACCGAGGCCAAGAUGAAAGCAGAAGCAGAAGCUGCUGCAAAGGCCAAGCAGGAGGCGGAGGCUAGGGCAAAAGCUGAGGCUGAAGCCGAAGCUGAAGCAAAAGCACGUGCCGCGAGGGAGAUGGCCGAACUCGAACGACUAAAGCAGGAGGAAAUGGAAAAGAAGGCCAAGGAAGAGGAAGAAGAGAGGAAGAAACGCGAGGCAGCAUUACAACAAGAACAACAACUGGCGUCCCUACUGCAACUGCAUCUGCAACUACAACAACAACGAAAUCAGGAACAAUUACAACUGGAUCAAUUUAACAACUUUGAUGAUUUCAUUGGCUUCAACAUGGAUGAUCUUCAAGAUGGAAACCAAGCCGCCGAUCUGAAUGACUUUUUAUCCACCAUGAGCUAUGGAGACGACCUCAAUUUAGACUUGCCCUUGGACGAUAAUCGGAAAUUAUCCUCGCAGAUAUUUGAUGGCAUGGAUAUUGACAGUGACAAUACAAACUUUCAACAACAGCAGCAACCACCUCUGCAACAACAACAACAACAACAACAACAACAACAACAGCCACAGCAACAAUCACAACAAUCACAUCAACAACCGCAGCAGCAGCAAAAUAGUAAUGACUUAUCUAACGACCCUUCCAAGGGCCAAAAUGAUGACAUCUCGGGAAACAACGGUCCGCCAGUUUCAGAUAAUAAUUUUGGAGAAGAUCUUGAUUUGGACAUGAACAAUCUCUUAGGAAACGACGAGCUGAUACUCGAUGGACUCAACAUGAGUCUUUUGGAUGCUGGACUUGAAGGUGAUGAUGCAAAUAAUCUAAACAGUAAUCAAAUCGGGGAUGAAUUCGACGUUGACAAUUUCCUUAACCAAUUCAGCAACUGA